UGUAGUUUAGUUAGCUAGCGUCGCGAGUCGCGAUAAGAGAGAAAGAGAGGGAAAGAGAGGAAAGUAUAGCGUUCUUUAGCUAGGGUUCUUACAAUCUUCCAUUCUUUCUUCCAGCUACUUGCAAUUGGAGCGCUGGAGCGAAUUGCCUAGCGCGAUUUGGAUGGGGCAUUUGCAGGGAUUCGUGUUCUUGAUCGUCGCAUUGCUUCUUCUUGCUCAAUCCAGGGCCGAACUAUUGUCCGGUCAUGCCGAUGUGCUCGCCGGGAUGAUUCGAAAGCCUUGCCAGGGCCGCAUUGGAGAGUGUAGCGACGACGAAUUCGAGCUGAGCUCGCCGCUACUCCGGCGCCUCCUCCAGCAGCAGCAAAAGCAGUACAUCAGCUAUGGCUCGCUCCAGGCCAAUAGGGUUCCUUGCCCGCCGGGCUCCGGGCGCUCCUACUACACCAACAAUUGCAACAGAGCCACCGGCGCGGCAAACCCUACGCAGCGCGGCUGCUCCACAAUCACUCGCUGUCAGCGAGACACAGGCUAGCGGCGUCGCGGAAUCGAUUUGCGGAGGUAUGGUGGGCGAAAUUCCUUUCGAUUGCUAGCUCUGGAAGAGAAUUCUCUCUCGCCUCCUCUUCUAUCUCCUAUAUCUUCUUCGAUUCCUGGGUAUGGCGAGGGAAGUAAAGAUUCUUUGGGCUUGUACUACUGGCUGGCUUAAUAAUCUUCUUCACGACCACAUUGUUGGAGAUCGAGUGUGUCUAUAUGAUCAUACGUUCUUCUUCAUCACUAAUAAAGAGCUCCUUCUUCGUUGUC
Messenger RNA from Selaginella moellendorffii, 792 nucleotides. Its product is annotated as protein RALF-like 22. The record is from RefSeq and is a predicted model, not a curated record. Lineage: Eukaryota; Viridiplantae; Streptophyta; Lycopodiopsida; Selaginellales; Selaginellaceae. The coding region runs from base 161 to 526 and encodes 121 amino acids. The transcript has a single exon.